GCUUGAUUUCAGCCCUAGCUAUUUACUUUUCUUGAUCUUUUUGACAGUUACCUAGAAUGAACAGACUUUUGUUUUCCGAGAUCAAGGCAAGAAGCCACUGGGCUGUCAAUAAUUCAAAGUUUGUUCGUUUCAACUCAACUGAAGCUUUGGAAAACAAUGUGUCUAAAAAAAUUGUAUUACAGAGCCAUCCUACAGCACCUCUUUCUGCCUUCAACUACCGUCUUGUUAGUCAGCUUCGUAAGAACAGAGACCCAAAGAAAAACUUGAACGAUGUCUUGAAAAUUGUUGAUGAAAUUAAAGCACAAAACCUCCAAUUCAAUCAACUUACAUACAGUGCUAUCUUGACAGCCUACUCUCGCGCUAGAGACAGAAAGUCGGUUUUGAACACCUUGAAUGAAAUGAAGGAAAAUGGCAUGACACCUUUGCUUGACAGUUACAAUAUUACACUUGAGGCCUUUGCUAAUGCUGGUGACAUCAAAACAUUGGAAUCAUUAAAGCAAGAAAUCAAGGAAAAGGGUCUUGAAUUGACAGCAACUUCUUAUCAACAUUUAUUGAAGGGUCUAUGUAACGCUAGAAAGUUGAAUCAUGCCUUGAACGUGUUGGAAGAAAUGAAGACUGCUGGUAUUCAACCCAGUUUGAAAUGUUAUUCAAUUAUUAUCACUGCAUGUCUUCAACUUUCUAAAGCAAAGGUUGCAUUUGACAUGUUGAAGCAGGCAGAAGAAGCAGGAUUCCCUGUUGAAAGCGAACCUCGCAUUUACAUGGAUGUGAUGCGUGUUGGUGCUGAUGAAGAUGAGAUUGACGUUAUCAAAUACUGUUGGGACAAAGCCAUUGGUACAUACUCAUUACGCCCUGAUGAAGGUACUUUGUUGAAUGUGCUCCGUGUAGCUGGCAAAGUAGGUGACACCAAAUUGGCUACAGAUAUUAUUCGUCAAUUGAGUACAAGUGGAUACCCUUACAAAGAACACUAUUUUACACCUUUAAUGGAGGCUUUCAUUGCAAAGAACGACUUGAAGAGUGCUUUUAAUGUUUUGGAUAUCAUGCGCUUGUCAGGCAUUCCCCCUACCAUGCGUGCCACAUUACCUAUCCGUUCCAAAUUAGACAAGGAUGUAGAGGCCAUCGACAAGGCUUAUUACUUGUUGGAAGAAAUGAAGAAGGAAAACAAGACAAUCGAUAUCUCUGCAUUCAACACCGUUAUUGCUGCUUGUGCUGAUGCCAAGGAUUUGAACCGUACUAUUGCUACUUACCGCGAAGCCAGCAAUUUAGGCGUCGUACCUAAUAUUGACACAUACAACUGUGUUCUUGACGCAUGCAUUCACACUCGUAUGAAGGGUAUGGGUCAUAUUGUGAUUGAGGAAAUGAAGAAGGCAGAAAUCACACCAAACCUUGAUACUUACUCCAAGAUGAUGGCACUUGCCUGUACUCAAAAGAAUUAUGAAGAUGCCUUUGUCUAUCUUGAAGAAAUGAAGAGCUAUGAUAUUGUUCCACCUGAAACUUGCUACCGUAACUUGGCACAAAAGUUAGCAUACGAAAAAGACCCUCGUUUCCAUAUGGUACUUGAAGAAAUGGAAACAUUUGGUUACAAAGUUACACCUAAAGUUAGAGCUUUAUGGAAAUCAAAAUAGAUGUAUAUAUAAAAAGAAAUUUUGACAAUUGACUUAGAACAAACAAGAAUCUUUUCUUUUCUUUUUGGGCUAAACUAAAGAUAAUAAUAACAAUAACGCAUAUAAAAAACUAUUGAAACUUUUAUGACAGCGUAAAGAAGACCUUAAUUUGAACUUCCUUCUACCGAAGAACAAAGCCUGUUCAUACCUGCAUAAAAUACUCUAAGUACUUACAGGCAAUGUUUACUAUUAUCCGCGGUGCUUCUAGAGUCGAUUU
Messenger RNA from Gilbertella persicaria, 1878 nucleotides. RefSeq lists its product as uncharacterized. The record is from RefSeq and is a predicted model, not a curated record. The coding region runs from base 57 to 1622 and encodes 521 amino acids. Lineage: Eukaryota; Fungi; Mucoromycota; Mucoromycetes; Mucorales; Choanephoraceae. Gene Ontology annotation, molecular function: protein binding. The transcript has 4 exons.